Messenger RNA from Eufriesea mexicana, 1568 nucleotides. Its product is annotated as ribosomal protein S6 kinase beta-1. The record is from RefSeq and is a predicted model, not a curated record. The coding region runs from base 150 to 1562 and encodes 470 amino acids. Gene Ontology annotation, molecular function: ATP binding; protein serine/threonine kinase activity. Gene Ontology annotation, biological process: signal transduction; protein phosphorylation. NCBI's taxonomy places the organism in Eukaryota, Metazoa, Arthropoda, Insecta, Hymenoptera, Apidae. The transcript is spliced from 13 exons.
GCAAAAUCAGUGUGGAACUCGCAAAUAAAGAGUACAACAUACCAUCGCAUUUACGCAUAUACGUAGGUAUCUACGUUUUUCGAACGCAUUACGAUCAAUUAAAGUUAUUGACAAGAAAAAUUUUUAAAUGUGAUUACGCUGUGAAAAGAAUGGCAGGAGUAUUUGAUAUAGAAUUACACGACGGAGAUUCUAUAAAUCAAGACGAGUCGGACGAUGACAUCGUUGAAAAUAAAGAAGAUGAAUAUAAUGAUACUAUAAAUGUAAACACUAUAUUAGAAUCUGAUAAUUUAGAAAGAGUACAAUUAUCAGAACAGAAUGUCAAUGCAGGACAAGAAAAAACUGGUCCACAAGAUUUUGAACUAUGCAAAAUUCUUGGAGAAGGUGGAUACGGGAAAGUUUUUCAAGUAAAAAAAGUAACUGGGAAAGAUAAAGGCAGUAUUUUUGCAAUGAAGGUAUUACGGAAAGCAUCUAUUAUACGAAAUCAAAAGGACACAGCUCACACAAAAGCAGAAAGGAAUAUUUUGGAAGCAGUGAAACAUCCAUUUAUUGUAAACUUAAUGUAUGCUUUUCAAACUGGUGGUAAAUUAUACUUAAUUUUGGAAUAUCUUUGUGGAGGAGAACUCUUCACAUACUUAGAUAGAGAAGGCAUUUUCUUAGAAGAUACAGCUUGUUUUUAUUUGUCUGAGAUUAUACUCGCAUUGCAACAUCUUCAUAAUCAGGGUAUUAUAUACAGAGAUUUAAAACCAGAAAAUAUUUUAUUAGAUGGUGAGGGUCAUGUUAAAUUAACAGAUUUUGGUCUUUGUAAAGAACAUAUAGAAGAAGGUGCAGUAACACAUACAUUUUGUGGAACUAUAGAAUACAUGGCACCAGAAAUUCUUACAAGAAGUGGACAUGGAAAAGCAGUAGAUUGGUGGAGUUUAGGUGCUCUGAUGUUUGAUAUGCUUACUGGAAUGCCACCAUUUACAGGAGACGAUAGAAGAAAAACAAUUGAAAAGAUUUUACGUGGGAAGUUAAGUUUUCCAUUAUACUUAACACCCGAUGCAAAAGACUUAAUACGAAAACUAUUAAAGAGACAAGUACUGCAAAGACUGGGAUCUGGACCAGAAGAUGCUGAACAAAUUAUGAAUCAUAAUUUCUUUAAACAUAUUAAUUGGCAGGAUGUAAUUUCGCGGAAGUUAGAACCUCCUUUUAAACCAUCAUUAAAAAGUGCUGAUGAUACAUCACAGUUCGAUGAGCAAUUUACAGCAACUGUACCAGUCGAUUCUCCAGUUGAAAGUACCUUAAGUGAAUCUGCAAAUAUGAUUUUUCAAGGUUUUACAUAUGUAGCACCAAGUGUCUUGGAGGAAAUGUGUACACAACCAAGAGUUGUAAAUGCUCGCAGCCCACGAAAAGGUCUGUUAAGUACAGGAUUCAGUGGAAGUCUUCACAGUUUGUCAUCAAGAUCACCUGAUGCCCAUCUUCGUACAGCUUCUCAGUUUCACCAACAUAGGCAUCACAUUGUAAGUUCAAAUAAUAUGGAUGAUACCGAAAUGGCGGAUAUAGAUCCGCUUUUUAAUUUUUAAGGCGUU